AUGGCGGACCACCGCGGCGAGUACUGGUAUCUUGACGAAGGCGUCGACGCCAACAAAAUCACUGUACCCGAACUACGCAGCAUAUUGCUCAAACAUGGCGUCACCUACCCCUCUUCUGCAAAGAAGCCGGCGCUCGUGAGCCUCUUCAUCGAGCACGUGAAGCCCCAGGCUGCCCAGGUACGAAGAGCACAAGCGCACACCAAGCGUUCGACCAGAGGCAUCGUCGACGUACCCUCCAGUGCAGCUAGUACUGUGACGACGGACGAUACCGGAGACGAAAGCACCUUGCCGCCUCCGCCUUCGACGAUACGCCGCACUUCGCGCCGUACCACGCGCCAGCCGACCGAAGAGUAUGAUGCUCCCGCCCCACGCGCAAAGACACCAUCCCGCGCAGUCCCUGCAAAACACAGCAGAGCCCUCGAUCCUGAAGUAGACGAACGACCCGCCGCCCGCCGCACGCGAAAGAGCGUCACACCGGCUGUAAGAGAGCCGUCGCCCGACCCAGAAGCAUGGCAUCGCAACGAUGUAGCCAGUCCCUUUACCCAAGAGAAUCCAUUCCAGAGUGGCAGCUCUCCCGCACUGCCAGAUACAGCGUCGCGCGACCGACGUAGAAAGACUUUGGGCUCUGAAUUGAAAGAAAAGCGCAAGAGCGAUGCGCAUCGGCGCAAGACUUUUCAACCCCACGUUGAGCAGCUCGACGAGGGUAUUGUCGUGCCUAGCCGUGGCACUUUCGACGUUGCAGAUCCACGCAAAUACAAAGAGGAAGACUCGACAGAUGCUGGAGAGGAAUUCACACCAGAAGAACAGCUGGAACUGGUCCGAGACCGAGCCAAAGCGGGCAAGACGGACAUACUCCCCCCUCGCAGACGCAGACAGCGCUCCAAGGCUACCGGAACCAUCAAGGCCAUGUCUUUGACGCUCUUCUCCACUGCUCUUGCUGUGCUUGCUGGAGUUUGGCGGCAAGAGAAGAUUGCAGUAGGGUUCUGUGGCAUGGGACGAGAAUCUACUGCUCUAGCGGGCGUGGAAGUUCCGGAAUGGUUGAACGAAGCAGUCCACAUCCUACCUCAGUGUGAAUCGUGCCCGCCACAUGCACAAUGCUUUAGAGGUCUUGAACUUCGAUGCGAUUCUGACUUUAUCCGAAAGGAACAUCCAUUGUCUCUUGGUGGCCUGAUCCCCCUCCCACCAUCUUGCGAGCCCGAUAGCGAGAAAACGCGGAAAGUGAAUAGCAUCGCAAACAGGGCUGUGCAGGCACUACGCAAACGUAAUGCUCAGUAUGAAUGUGGCGAACCGGAUGCCGAAGGAAAGCCAGUCGAGAGCCCUGACAUAAGUGAGAAGGAUCUUAAGCAACAAAUGGCAGCGGCGAAGAGCAAAGGCUUGACAGAUGAGGAGUUUGGCGAGCUUUUCGAGAGAGCAUUUCCUGAGGUGACUAUGCGCGAGGAAGUGGUCGAAACCACCAAUGGAACAACCGGUGAACGACGACUUGCAUCAACCUCACUCGCCGAGCUCCCCAUCACCUGCAGCAUCCGAAGAUCCGUCCGACAGUCCGUUAGACGAUAUAUUUGGCAGAUUAUUGGAUUGAUUCUCGCAAUUGCAAUGACUUCCUAUGGCAACUACUCUUACAGGAGAAGCCGCUCAAUGGAGGCUCGUGCGAAGCAAUUGGCAAGUGAUGCCUUUGACCGACUUGCAAACCAGGCCGCUUGGAGUAUGCAGGACCCGAGCUCUUACCCGGACAAGGGAAUCAGCAUGGCACAGCUUCGAGACGAUGUGCUUCGUAACGAGUUCUCCGCGUCGCGACGCAAAAAAUUAUGGGAGAGGGUGCAGAAGAAGGUGGAAUUCAACGCAAAUAUACGCACAGCUGUCAAGACAACUAGCACUGGUGACGUUGCACGCAUGUGGGAAUGGGUUGGGCCUAUUCAGCUACUUGAGGAUGGCCGGAGCGGAGGGAAUCGUCGAAGUGACCGUUUUAGUCUGGGCAAUAGUGUGGACAGCAGCCCUCCGUCAGGCUCAAGGCAGGCUGCUAUCCAGAAGUGGGACGAAGGUCAUCCGAUCUAUUAG
Messenger RNA from Plenodomus lingam JN3, 2055 nucleotides. RefSeq lists its product as uncharacterized. Gene Ontology annotation, molecular function: chromatin binding. Gene Ontology annotation, cellular component: nuclear inner membrane. The record is from RefSeq and is a predicted model, not a curated record. NCBI's taxonomy places the organism in Eukaryota, Fungi, Ascomycota, Dothideomycetes, Pleosporales, Leptosphaeriaceae.